AGGCAAAACGAUUUCAUCGAUGCGUGCUUGUCUCAUGUCCUUUUUUUGAUAGAGCGAUGAGUGCAAAUUUUACAGAAAAGCGAACAGAACUGGUCGAUGUAAGUGUUGGUACCCCAGAUUCAGUUGAGAUGGCAAUCAUGUACCUAUAUGGCGUUGUGCAGAUAUAAACAUAGACAAUGUAGAGAUACUUCUUCAACAAGCCGAAUACUUCAUGAUUGAAGGUCUUAAAACUACUUGCAUCAAUUGGCUUCGUGAUUUUGAAAUUACGGAAAAAACUUACAUAUACGUACUGAAACUCGCUUCGGUGUAUAAUUUCGAAGUUCCAAAUGGUAUGGCUUACAUAGAAAGCCAUCUGCACGAAGUUUUCAAAACCGAAGAGGCACUGUACUUUUCAAGGGAAUUAAUCCAAAAGCUAUUUACUGACGAACGACUCUCUUAUGUAUCAAUGGACGAACGUUUAUCGUUUCUAAUGCACUGGGUAAGAAAUAACUCGGAUGAGACAAAGGCAAAUGUUAAGGAACUAUUUGACACAAUUGAUUUACAAGAUAUUACCGACUCUCUUUUGCGUGAAGCUUCUUGUAUUGACAUAUUGAAUGAGAUUAUUUUUUCAAGCGAUGUGGGAAGCACGUUACAUGGAGGCGAAUGUAAAUGUGAUGUUUUGAUCAUGACCGGUGAGAAAGGUUCCCUCUUAUGCUUUAAUCCUCAAAACGACACGUGGUAUAGACUGAUUCCUGAAAACAGCAACGACAUUCUUUAUAGAAAUAUUUCUGGCAUAAGGAACACAAAACCUGAGUUAUAUUUUACUAAAGGAGAAGGUCACUUGAUGCCUAUGUUUACGACCUUGAAUAUAGAAAAUAACGAAAUAAACUCAUACAGAUUUUACCUGAAAGAUGAGGACAUAUCUAAGGAGACAAUAACAAAUGUAUGCCUAGCAGAUAACACGUUGCUCGUUCUCACAAGAAAACAUGUUCAAAUUAUAGAAACACUUGCUGGUAAUCAAACGGAAUAUAGAAAUAUUGAUGCUGAUUGCCCUGGGAUUUCAUCAAGUAACACAGGUUUAGAAUCAUCACAAAAAAGAAUCAGAGUACGGAUCAUUUGUGAUGAUGAAAGAUUAUUCCCAGGAUAUUUUAGAAGCGGGGACCAGAGUAUAACUGUGAAGGACUCGGUUAAUACCGCUUUUCAUGUUGCCAAUGUUACAAGUCAAGAUGUAGAAAUUUUACCGAUAUUUUAUUUGCGUAACAUUGACAUUUCACGGGCAUGUAUUAAUGGCACACUUUCUACAGUCGCUUUACUUCCAAAAGACCAAAGGUCUGUGAUACUGUUUGAUCUUAUAAGUUACAAAAUGGAAACAUUUUGUUUAGAGCAAGCAACUGAUUAUAAAAUAUCUACGACAAACAAAGGAUUUGUUAUAUAUAACAACAAGCGUUGUUAUUGUUUGACGAAUAUAUAUUGGCCACUUUCAUCUAAAAGGUACCUGAUUGAGCUCUUUGAGCUUGAAUCCGAUGACCAAAGGACAGAAUAUCUUUUUUGCAACGGUUUUUGGAUCAAACUUUACAAAACAUUAUGUUAUAUUGAUCCGAAUUUAGAAAUGAGCUUUAUUCGUCAUGAAGAACUUCUGACUAGUGGAUGCCCCAGAAAAUUAAAAUGGACAAAAAUAUCUAUACCGGACAGCAAGAUGAUGCAUAAACUUUUAGUAGACAAUGAAAUAUUUGCAGUGCAAUUAUCAAAGAACAAGCUUCGCUGUCAUAUCCACUGUCCACAUUGUAAAUAUUCUGAGCGAUAAAGCUUAUGUACGGCUUUGGAAUAUGUUAGAUAUAUUGACCCGGGCGACCAGACUUGAACUUGAUUUCAACAGCAGCUAUGCAGAAUGCUCUUGUCGGCAAACUUUAAGUAUAAAAUUCUAUGAAAGCUCCGUCUAUUGAACACUUUUACCACAUGGCUAAACUAAAACAAACACAUAUCUGAACAUGUAUUAUAUUACUUCUUGGUGGAUAAGCUUCUGUUGAAAAUUUACGGACCACUCAAAAUAGAUGUCAGGACUCAUAUUGAUAUUUUUAACAAUCAUUUUAACGAUUAAACAUUAUCCUGUUUUCAGGAAGA
Ruditapes philippinarum (Manila clam) is the source of this 2100-nucleotide messenger RNA. RefSeq lists its product as uncharacterized. The transcript has 2 exons. Lineage: Eukaryota; Metazoa; Mollusca; Bivalvia; Venerida; Veneridae. Bases 212 to 1783 code for a protein of 523 amino acids. The record is from RefSeq and is a predicted model, not a curated record.